AUGUCCUCGUUGAUUGCAUUAUGUCAUACGCGGUGCAUCUGGCCGGGCUCUAUAUAUCCUCGUUGGUUGCAUUGUAUCAAACGUGUACUGGUCAGGCUUACAUAUCCUCGUUGGUUCCAUUGUGUCAUAUGCAAUGCGUACUGGUCGGUGCUCUGUGUAACCUCGUCGGUUGCGUUUGACCAAAUGCAAUGCGUACUGGCCGGGCUCUAUAUAUACUCGUCGGUUGCAUUAUAUCAGCGCGUACUGGCCGGGCUCUAUAUAUCCUCGUCGGUUACAUUGUAUCAAACGCGUACUGACCGGGCUCUAUAUCCUCGUCGGUUGCAUUGUAUCAAAUGCAAUGUGUACUGGCCGGGCUCUAUAUAUCCUUGUCGAUUAUGUUGUAUCAAACGCAAUGCGUACUGGCCGGGCUCUAUAUAUCCUCGUCUGUUGCAUGGUAUCAAACGUGUACUGGCCGGGCUCUAUAUUUCCUCGUCGGUUGCAUUGUAUCAAACGCAAUGCGUACUGAUCGGGAUCUAUAAUCCUCGUCG
Ambispora gerdemannii is the source of this 527-nucleotide messenger RNA. The record is from the annotation of a GenBank genome assembly. NCBI's taxonomy places the organism in Eukaryota, Fungi, Glomeromycota, Glomeromycetes, Archaeosporales, Ambisporaceae.